AUGAGGGGCAUCCUGGUGCUCGCCCUGGUCGCGGCCGCUGCGUGCCUCGUGGCCGUCCGCGGCGCGGAGGGCGCGGGCGAGUGCGGGGUGACGCCGCCGGACAGGAUGGCGCUGAAGCUGGCGCCGUGCGCGUCAGCGGCGCAGAACCCCAACUCCGCGCCGUCCAGCUCCUGCUGCAACGCGGUGCACAGCAUCGGGAAGCAGAGCCCCAAGUGCCUCUGCGCCGUCAUGCUGUCCAAAACCGCCAAGAGCGCUGGGAUCAAGCCCGAGGUGGCCAUCACCAUCCCCAAGCGCUGCAACCUCGUCGACCGCCCCAUUGGCUACAAGUGCGGAGAUUACACUCUGCCAUGA
Miscanthus lutarioriparius is the source of this 351-nucleotide messenger RNA. NCBI's taxonomy places the organism in Eukaryota, Viridiplantae, Streptophyta, Magnoliopsida, Poales, Poaceae. The record is from the annotation of a GenBank genome assembly.